Messenger RNA from Eurytemora carolleeae, 2037 nucleotides. Its product is annotated as homeobox protein Hox-B5. Lineage: Eukaryota; Metazoa; Arthropoda; Copepoda; Calanoida; Temoridae. Gene Ontology annotation, biological process: regulation of transcription by RNA polymerase II; anterior/posterior pattern specification. Gene Ontology annotation, cellular component: nucleus. The record is from RefSeq and is a predicted model, not a curated record. Gene Ontology annotation, molecular function: DNA-binding transcription factor activity, RNA polymerase II-specific; RNA polymerase II cis-regulatory region sequence-specific DNA binding.
GAGUUGCCUUGUAUCCCGGAAUAAUUAUUGUUCUUCUCUACACACAUAGUUCAGUUCGAUAGAAGGUGUCUCAUAGGGUUACGAUAUACCUACCCUUCUCCACAAAAUACAAGUGGGAAAAAACGUCCGAAAAAAAAAUUGUGGAAAAAAUUGUCCGACAUUCCAUUUUGAUGUAUUCACAGCUGUGUUAGAAUUUAUUGCCCUCUACUCAUUGGCAUUUAAAGCAGUAAUAUAUCUUGAGUUAAUAAGAUAUUGUGUAGUGAGAGAACGGAUAGUUGAAUUAAACAGGAGAAGAUAAACACACAGUGCCCAAAAUAAUAAUAUUGGGCAGUGAAAGCCCCCGAGAAACUCUCUCUCGAUAUAUUCACGAGAAAUCCUCGGAUUGUGUUUCAGUAGAAGUCGGAAACCAGCGGAGUUGUGUGAGUGUACACAAUCCAAGAAAAUCCGGGAGAACUUGAAAAUCCACCAAACUGCCCCCGUGACCCCCCAGUGUGAGUGUACGCAGGGAUUUGCGUAAAUCUGUAAGAUGAUAUGCUGAGGAAUGCGUAUAGGAAUAUCGGCAUGUUUGUGUGCAAGUGACUAAAGCUGUUUAAUGGGUCGUUAAAGACUGAGAUUGUAACUACUGAUUAGGCAGCAGCUCUUGUAUAUCAGGAUGGAUAUGAGUUCGUACCAGUUUGUGAACACACUGGCUCAGUGUUAUGAACAGGCCGGGGUGACAGGGGUAGGCAGUGUCGGUGCAGGAACUACCGCGACGGGAACCGGUCAAGAAUAUUACGGAAUGCAGUACCCUUCAUGCUAUUCUCCCGCCACCCAGGGGUACGCCCAGUACGCCAAUAUGAUGGGGGGCUCCGCCACCACACCCUCACAGGACUACACACCCCCUUCAUCCACCUCCCAGUCACGCCGGAGUCCUGGGCUCAUACCUCCCGCCUCAUCACAAACCAGUUUAGGUAUCCCACCCGCCCCGCCGGCAGGUAGUUGUAAGUACGCGGAUUCUAAUGUAGGUUCCCCGCAGGACCUUAGCACCACAUCUAGCGGUGGAACUCCUCAACCAGGACCAGGAGGAAAUCCUCCAAAAUCCCCAGAGUCAGAUUUUGAGGACCCCAACUCCCCCCUUAGCCCCACUCCGUCGGGGGGUGCAGCGUCCUCGACCAAAAAGGAGGAUGUCAAAUCAAAUCCUCCCCAGAUAUACCCGUGGAUGAAACGAGUCCAUCUAGGUCAAAAAUAUGCAGUUAAUCAAAACGGUGAAACUAAGCGUCAACGGACCUCUUAUACUCGCUACCAGACCCUAGAACUAGAGAAGGAAUUCCAUUUUAACAGAUAUCUAACACGAAGACGACGAAUGAAGUGGAAAAAAGAACACAAGAUGGCCAGCAUGAACGCUAUGCCUAUGCAUCAAAUGCACCCAGCUCUAGCUUAUGGUCAUCAUCCUCAUCUUCAGGCUAUGGGAAUGCAACACUUUGGACUGCAUGAGGCACAAAUGGCCCAACAUAACUUGGAAGCCAAGGCACAUUUUGCUCACUACGGACUCCAAUGACAAGAGGCAAUGUCGUCUUCAGUUAUUGACUUUUGAUUCCCGCAUUUUCCUCCCCGAUCUGCAGCCAAUCUAGGGCAGUAGUUUUAAAACGUGUUCAGGGUCAUCACGCGUCGACAUGCAGUGCUAUAUGAGAAAGCAGUACUCAGAGACAGGCACAAUUUUGUUGUAAAAGUACACAGCUCAUAGAAAUGUGCUAAAAAAUACCACUCAAAAUCUGGUGAUUUCAACCCGAGUGUAAAACUAGUGAAACCAAACCCGGUGAAUACUCAAGUUUAAGAAACCAAACUAAAUAUAUUAUUUAGAAACUAUACUAUGUAAACACGUGUUUAACUGGGAACUGAUGUAACCAGUCUGGGACCUCUCUUUUGCUCAUUUUUUACCAAGAAGUUCAACAAUUUCACCAGUCUCCUCCUCUAAGGGGGCCAUAAAGGGAGUGUAAGCGUAAUUUCAAGUGACCUUCCAAGCAAAAAUGGCAAUGCCCGAUUUACAACGGUACCCUU